AUCGCCAAGAGAAGGGAAAGAAUGAGAGUCUCGGCACCACUGUGUUGGUUCCAAAUGGAUUGAUGGUUUUAACCCAUUUGCGAAAUUCAGUUUCUAAAUGGGUUGUGAAUUUCCCUUCGAUUCGACCCACCUGAGUUACAGAUUGGAUCCUACUUGACUCUGCAGGGAGGGAUUUGAAUGGACAAGGUUUUAGAGUUUGGACGAAGAGCCCUCUUCUACGUUAGGGUCCUCUCCGGCUAUGAACAGCGCCGGAUUCGAUCCUUUAGGUUGGAGAUCCAAAAGCGUCUCAAACAGGCGGAGGAAAGAAAAGCUACCAUAAGAAAGGUACCAGAACAGGCUAUCUUAGGAGAAGUUCGUCGCAUGGUUGAGGAGAUGCAAACUCUAAAUAAAAAGUUAGAGGAAACAGAGUCUGCCAUUGAAGAAUACUUCAAGCCAAUUGACAAAGAAGCAGAGGCAUUAAUGAAAGUACAACUUGAAGGAGAAGAGAGAACUAUGAAGAACAUGGUUAAAGUGAUGCAGCAGCAGGCUUUGUUUGAAAACGCUGAGGUAUUGUGUGAUUUGGUAUUGUGUACACCAGAAUACUAUACGUGCUCCCUUCCCUCUAUAGUAUACCGGCAACGUGAGUGUAUACUAGUUGAAGGUCAUAUUCAAGAGUACGUAUGUGAGCUCGCUUGUGGAUCUAUAUGCUCGGGUAGUGUGUAGAGAAAUACUGUCCAUCCAAUUUGUUAGGAAUAUUUAGCCUUGAAUUAUGGUUUAACAUAUGUAUCAUAUUUGACCGUUUAUUAUAGGUAAAUAUCUUGUAUCCAUUUGUAAUUUACGAUAUUUUUCUAUUUUAUAAAUGAUUAUAACUAAAGAAAUUUCACUA
This is a messenger RNA of Cucurbita maxima (winter squash), 865 nucleotides long. RefSeq lists its product as uncharacterized. NCBI's taxonomy places the organism in Eukaryota, Viridiplantae, Streptophyta, Magnoliopsida, Cucurbitales, Cucurbitaceae. Bases 178 to 702 code for a protein of 174 amino acids. The record is from RefSeq and is a predicted model, not a curated record. The transcript is spliced from 4 exons.